Molecule: messenger RNA, 2773 nt
Organism: Strongylocentrotus purpuratus (purple sea urchin)
Lineage: Eukaryota; Metazoa; Echinodermata; Echinoidea; Camarodonta; Strongylocentrotidae
Product: somatostatin receptor type 2
Exons: 3
Coding region: 1-855 (284 amino acids)
Biological process (GO): G protein-coupled receptor signaling pathway
Cellular component (GO): membrane
Molecular function (GO): G protein-coupled receptor activity
Source: RefSeq, a predicted model, not a curated record
AUGGAAGAGGAGGGUGUUCUUGGCUUGGAAGAUGAUUUCUGCUUCGGAUGGGGUUAUGGUGGUGAACCUCUUGGCGAAAUGGAUGGCUUUUUGCAGGAGUUGUCGGUCGAUGGAGGGGCAUCCGUCCAAGCGACUUGCCUCACUCUAACCGCUAUGACGAUUGAUCGAUACUACUUGAUCGUUCAUGCUGUCAAAUCAAGAAACACACGGACCACUUUUAGAGCCAUAGUCAUCAACGUCUCUAUAUGGGCAGUUUCGUUUCUCCUCCAUCUUCCAGUUGUAAUCUACACGAAAGUCCACGUGGUAAAUAACUAUACGGCAUGCUAUCCUCAGUUUCCCUGGGAGCGAGCCAAAGAUUAUUACCCUGUUUUUGCAUCAUUCGAGCUUUAUGUCGUUCCAGUAAUUAUCAUCAUGGCAUGCUACAUUCAGAUUCUUCUUCAGGUGUGGCAGAAAACUUCGGGAGGCACUGAAAGUGCGCAGGCGCACGCCCGAGCACUACGUAGGAAAAAGAAAAUUACCCGGAUGGUGUUCAUAGUCGUGGUUCUAUUUGCAUUCUGCUGGGCACCCAUUCACACUUUUAACAUCAUGACAGCAUCGGGGGCGAAGGUCAUAAUGGCAAACUAUGGUAUCGCACAAUGGUGGAAAAUAUUCUUUCUCACGUUGGCAUAUGCCAACUCUUGCAUCAAUCCCUUUGUUUAUGCUUUUACAACGACCAGUUUUAAGAAAUACUUCAAGAGUGUCUUUGGUGCAGCGUGUGGGCAAUACUCAAGGGAAGGACACGCCAUGAGUAUCAGUAUGGAGACGAAGACAGAAAGAAUCACAACUAACUCCACCAAAGAGGACUCGUCGUUAUGACUAAAGAUAAUGUGUUUUGGGCACUCUGAUAAGAGUAGAAUACCGAGGGAACACGAGAACACUGCCACCGAAGAAUCGUCUUCAGGCGAAGAACUCUGAAGAGAACGAGGUCUGCUUGGGACAGCCAUUCGUACUAAGCUAUGAUCCGAUGAUCUGAUAACACCGUGAAGAUUUCAUCGUCAGUCCAUGGAAGGUUAUUUGAAAGUGUGGCAUGAGUUCGGAAACGAUCUCUUUGAGAUAAAAAGAAAGAAAAAUGUCGUAUAUAGAGACCAUUACAAAGAAAUGCCAAUUGGUUUCGACGUAAUCUUGAGAUGAGUUUCAAGCAUUUGAUCACCAGUGAUCAUCGGUUCGUAUACAAUCUAUGAGUGGAACACAGUCAAGCUCGGAUCUUAAAGGUAUAUACUGAGAUGACGCAGGAUAUGAUGCAGGAUAAACCAGACAAAACUCACAGUUUCCAUAUCAGGUUGAAACCUAUUUCGCUCGUUUGCAACCUGGAGGAAAAGGUUUACCGACAUUUUCUGAUUACAAUUAUACAUAAUGAAACCAUUCACCAUUGUUAAACAAAAUCAUUAACUUAACCGAAUUAAUUUGCUACUUGAAGUUUCAGAUAUGUAUUCUUUUGUAGGAAGUGUCGGUAGAUUGCAUUGGCGGAUGAUACACCCUCGUGUGUUUAUAUUUCCUCUGGGUGUUAUCCAAACUAGAUCACCAGGGCAAAAGAAAAACAUUCAGCAAGUUCUCUGUACUUCCCAAUCUAUCAAUUAUCGGUGGGAAUUGAGUGGGAUACCGGUGGUUUUUCGUCGUUCCUUGACAGGCCUUUACCAACUGAAGAUUGUAUCCAGUCGAUCGGCGGCCUGGUAAAGUUAACAAACCUGUCAGAAUAGGUUCACCGCCCAAGUCUUCUCCAAGAAACAUUCAACCUUUUGUGGGAGACUUAUCAGAUUAAUGGUCUUGAUCUGUGUUGAAACCUGUGGAUGAGGGGAGACAACUGUAUUGAUAAGUGCGUAAUGAACCAAUGCACAGGCGGCUCUUCCCGGGGGCUACGUUAGUUCCAUGAUUGGGGAGAAUUGGACAGAAAUUGAUGGAACCGAUUGGAGCUCGUCAACGGUGCUGGAUAAAGGUGCAUUCACAUCGUGUUGCUCUAAGGAUGAUUAAAGCAAACUUUCCUUGCGUUUGAACCCACCUUAGUCCAAUAUACAAUGACCUUUCCUUACCUCCUUUGGUUUAGGGUUAAAGCUAAUAUCCAUAUUUAGCUUUAAUUUGAGAAGGACUGGAUUGUUUUUAAGGGCAAAGAACCCUUUCGACAUUUAAUAAAUAAAAUAACACUCAACAAGUUAAGGAGAAGGGAAAUCAUUUAAAUACGCUACCUUAAAUUUAUCAAUACAAUGACAACAUAAUAAAUCAUGAAUAAUCGACAUGUUGGAAAUGCUGCAUUCCAUUUUUACAAUUCUAAGACGUUUCCUGAAAUGCUAGAAAAUGAAGCUUCGAGUGCAAUGGUUUCUGUGAUACUUAACAGUUUCUCAUUAACUGAUUAUGCUUGGUGUUAGUUGGUUAAAGGUAUAGGUUCAAGGGCAUACCGACCAUUUUUAUGAGGCAAAUCUAUUUUUGAACUCUUGAUGAAGUGAAGUGAAGUUAAUUAAGAUGAAAUGAACAAAUACGAAAUAUUAAGACAUUAUAUUAUGCAAACAUUUCCUACUUAUAAUUGAAAUGCUUGUAAACUUCAUUUAUAUCUCAUCAGGGGGUGUUUCACAAAGACUAAGAUCAAAUUGAAGUUGAACUUAACCAUGGCAGGCCAUUCAUGCCACCGAUUGCUCUCACCAUUGUGAUCUUUAGAUAUAAAUGUGUUUCCUUCAAUCAUCGAAAAAUGUAUAUUCUGUAGAUUUGUGACCUUGAUUUGUACGUCCCUUGAGAGACAAAUGCC